This is a messenger RNA of Leptonychotes weddellii (Weddell seal), 1135 nucleotides long. The record is from RefSeq and is a predicted model, not a curated record. NCBI's taxonomy places the organism in Eukaryota, Metazoa, Chordata, Mammalia, Carnivora, Phocidae.
CUCCCAUUGGUCUCUCGGCCCUGUCAGUCACCUGGGCGUAUUGAGGGGCGGGUCUGAGGUGGAGAUCCGGAUCCGGAGCGGCUGAAAGGCGGAAGUGGAGGCCGGAGCCUGGGACACCGCCGGGGGGGGGAGAGGAGCGGAACCCGUCCGAGCCCCGGCCCCAAGUAACGCCGCCGCCCCGGAGACGCCUUGGAGGUCCCCUCCUCACUCAGCGCCUCUUCACACAGCGCCGGCCCCCGCCCCACGCUCACUGGUACCACUACAGCAGGACGGGCCAUGGCGGGUCGGGGAGGUGCAGCACGACCCAACGGACCAGCUGCUGGGAACAAGAUCUGUCAGUUUAAGCUGGUCCUGCUAGGGGAGUCUGCGGUGGGCAAAUCUAGCCUUGUCCUCCGCUUCGUCAAGGGACAGUUCCAUGAGUACCAGGAGAGCACAAUUGGAGCGGCCUUCCUCACGCAGACGGUCUGUUUGGACGACACAACAGUCAAAUUUGAGAUCUGGGACACAGCUGGACAGGAGCGGUAUCACAGCCUGGCCCCCAUGUACUAUCGGGGGGCCCAGGCUGCCAUCGUGGUCUAUGACAUCACCAACACAGAUACAUUUGCACGGGCCAAGAACUGGGUGAAGGAGCUACAGAGGCAGGCCAGCCCCAACAUCGUCAUCGCACUCGCGGGGAACAAGGCGGACCUGGCCAGCAAGAGAGCUGUGGAAUUCCAGGUAGGGGGAUGGACAGGACUUGGCAGGGUGGAGUAAGCCAGCUCCACUCGCAGCUCAGCCUAGCCUGCUCUGGGGGCUUUGUGAUGGGCCAGGCUGGGAGGUGGCCUGGGAGCUUUGAUCUGCUGUCCCCUCCUGACUUGAGCGAGGGCCUAAAGCAGUUGUCUGCCUCCUUGUUCUUGUCGGUUGGUGACGUGUGUAUGCAUAAGGAUCGCUGAAGCUGCUGCUUAUUUUUUGUGUAAACUCACUUUUUAAUGAAACAUACUGAAAAAGAAUUACUUUUUUCCACAUAAUACAUGCACAAAUAAAAUUUACACAGUACAAGAAGGUAUAUAGAAUGAAAUGUAAAUCCCUAACCCAGAAACUCAAUCUCCCUUCCCCCAAAUUCAUCAGUUUAUUUUUCUAGAAAUGUGCACAUAUG